Molecule: messenger RNA, 1566 nt
Organism: Aspergillus wentii DTO 134E9
Lineage: Eukaryota; Fungi; Ascomycota; Eurotiomycetes; Eurotiales; Aspergillaceae
Gene: tim44
Product: protein translocase subunit TIM44
Exons: 2
Coding region: 1-1566 (521 amino acids)
Biological process (GO): protein import into mitochondrial matrix
Cellular component (GO): mitochondrial inner membrane
Molecular function (GO): protein-folding chaperone binding
Source: RefSeq, a predicted model, not a curated record
AUGUCGGCCACCGCGCGGGCGGCCACCUUGCGGUCCCAGAUGUUGAGUUUGAAUUCUGCAUCUGGCAAUGCAAGUGCAUCUCAGCAGUUGAUGACUCGGGCGUAUUCCCUCUCAACAUUGCAACCAUCGGCUUUGGCGAACAGGACACCUCUCCUUCAACGCGUCAACCCUCCAGUCUCCCAACUCAUCUCCCCGUACACUGCCCUCCCUCUGACGAGAUCAUUCCAUGUUGCCACCCCUCGCUGGCAACAACAGCAAAAGGAAAAGCAGUCUGAGGAUUCCGAGAAAUCCGAGUCCAAAGACAAGGAAAAGGGCGAAGAGAAAGGUGAAGAGCAAGGUGAAGAGGCCAAGGGCGAAGGAAAGAAGGAUGCGCCUCCGCCGCCCCCUCACGGAGACAAGUCUCCCUGGCAGGUUUUCACGGAGACUCUUCAAACGGAGUUCAAGGCUUCCAAAGAGUGGAACGAGUCUACUAAGGCUCUUGCGUCCUCCGCGCACGAGUUCACUGAGAACGAGAACAUUAAGCGGGCCCGUGCCGCCUAUGAGGCUGCUUCUAGUGCCACCACCUCCAAAACCUCAACUGCGUUCAAGACAACUGGCCAAGCUAUCGGCAAAAGUGCAGCAUGGACAUGGAAUACACCGGUCGUCAAAGGUCUCAGAAAGGGUGUUAACGCAACUGGUUCGGGUCUCGAGAAAGCCACUAGGCCCGUGAGAGAGACUGAAGCGUACAAGACCGCAGUUGGUGGGGUUAAGGAUGCUAUUGAUGAUGGCAGUAGCUCUCGCUACGGUGGAUGGGUUGAAAAGGAGGAGCGUCGCAAACAACGACAACUGCGAGAAGAGAUGGAAGCCAAGUCUGGGCGUCGCAGGGCUGAACCUAUGGUUGAAGAUCCAGAGGCGGGCACCAACAUUACCAUUCACAAAGACUCCGCGUGGAAGGAAUCGUGGCGCGAUUUCAAGGAUUCAAACCCUAUGAUGCAGAGACUCUUUACGAUGAAGGAAACUUACAACGAGUCCGAGAAUCCCCUUAUCAUUACGGCACGCAGUAUCUCGGACCGAAUUGGUGGAUUCUUUGCGGAGAAUGAGACUGCCCAAGUCAUCAAGAGAUUCCGUGAAAUGGACCCGAACUUCCAACUUGAAGCGUUCUUGAGAGAAAUGCGCGAGUACAUUCUUCCGGAAGUCCUUGAUGCUUAUGUCAAGGGAGAUGUUGAAACCCUCAAGCUUUGGCUCUCAGACGCCCAGUACUCUGUUUACGCUGCUCUGUCGAAACAAUACACCACCGCUGGUCUGAAGUCGGAUGGCCGCAUUCUUGAUAUUCGUGGUGUUGACAUUUCCCACGCCCGUAUGCUGGACCCAGGUGACAUCCCCGUUUUUGUUGUGACCUGCCGCACACAAGAAGUCCAUGUGUAUAAGAACGCAAAGACCAAUGAGCUCGCUGCCGGUAUGGAAGACAAAGUACAGCUGGUCACUUAUGCCAUCGGUCUCACCAGAAUUCCCGAGGACGUCAGCAACCCCGAAACCAGAGGAUGGAGAUUGAUCGAGUUGCAGAAGGCUGCCCGUGACUACAUUUAA